Messenger RNA from Cicer arietinum (chickpea), 1458 nucleotides. RefSeq names its product protein VAPYRIN-like. Lineage: Eukaryota; Viridiplantae; Streptophyta; Magnoliopsida; Fabales; Fabaceae. Gene Ontology annotation, molecular function: protein binding. The record is from RefSeq and is a predicted model, not a curated record.
CAAUGUCACAUAGUUGUCUUGGACUCGAGUAAGGACAAUGAAGCAAACUUUGCAUAAUCCACAUAUUCCAUUGUCACGUGAACUCCAAUAUUCUCUUAUUUCCACACAUACAAAAACACUUACUCCAGAAACAAAAAAACUACCCGUAAUCUCAAAUUCCAAACCGAAAGAUCCAAACCAGAAAACACAGGUUUGAUAGAUGGAAAGGCUAGUAGAAGUGUGCGAACCAGCAGAGGUUCGGAUAGAAUUUGAACUGAACUGCAAAUGCCGAACCACAAUACAGCUACGUUCUCUAAACCCAACCACACCAAUGGCUUUCAAGAUCCAAACCUCAUCACCCAACAAAUUCCUAGUCAACCCACCGAGUGGACUCAUUCCCCCUCUCUCCUUAACCACUUUCCAAAUCAUCCUCAAACCACAACCCCAUCUCCCUCGUUCCUACCCUCGUUCACCCUCCGACCGUUUUCUCAUCAAAACCGCUGAGUUCGUUAACUCGUCCGGUUCAACUCACCCCGAUUCAAUCAACUCGUGGUUCGCCACUCGGCCUUAUGGUUUUUCCACUUAUGAUGUUAAACUUAAAGUUGCUUUUAUUGGUCCUCUCCUUCUAUGCAACGCCGUUUCUCGAGGUGAUUUUGAGUGUGUUAGGAGUUUGAUUAAACGGCAGCGUUCGGUUUUAUUGGAUUUGAAUUCGGUUGAGUCUGAGUCGAUCCUACGAAUUGCUACUGAGUUGGAUAAUCCGGAUGAUAUGGUUCACCUUUUGCUUGAAGCUGGGUUGAGGAUUCGUGAGACCGUUGGAUCGGAGGAUUUUAAGGGUUAUGGUGAUGUACACGUGGCGGAUGGGAACAUUGCUUGUGAUGAACUACAUGUGGAGGAUAUAGAGCAAGGAGAAUUGGUGUUAGAGGCUUCAAGGCAAGGAAAUGUGAGGGAACUCGAGUCACUAUUGCGAAGAGGUGUGAAUUUCAACUACCGUGAUCAUUAUGGUUUAACACCACUUCAUGUUGCUGCAUUUAAAGGGCACAAGAAUGUAGUGUUGAUGCUUAGUGAGGCAGGAUUGGACUUAGAAUGUGAAGAUGUUGAAGGUCAUGUGCCCUUGCAUAUGGCAGUGGAGUGUGGUGAUAUUGAGACCGUUAGGUUAUUUGUUGACAAGGGUGUGAACCUUAAUGCUAUGAAUAAGAGGGGUGUCACACCUUUGUACAUGGCUAAAGUUUGGGGAUAUGAUGAUAUAUCUCAGUUGCUUAUUAGCAAAGGUGGGUUGUCUACCCUUUCUAUGACUUUAGCUUAAAAUUGUAUUUUUUUUUUGUCAUCAACUAUAUUAUAUAUGAAAAUUGUUGAAAGUAGAUGAUGGUGAUGAGACAAUUGAUAAUGUACUUGUUCACAUGUGUAAACCAUAGGCUAAUAUUUUUUUUUCCUUCUUUCCCAUAUGUUCCACUAUGCUUAAACGAAAGAGCUGUAUAUCUA